GGCCCUGGAACGUCAGGGAGGUGCCUGCAUCCUGCCAGAGAGCCGGGGAGGGAGAGGGACAGGAGAGCCAGGGACGGGGAAAGGCAGAGGCGGAGAGGUUGGGGCAGAGGCUGGGCCUCCACUCAACCACCCAGGAGCCCCCGUCACUGCCCAGGGCCCGCCUGCAGCUCCGAUGAGCUCCACCAUGGCUGCAGCUGCACCUGCAGCUGUGGCUGCCUCCAGGAAGGAGUCUCCUGGCAGGUGGGGCCUGGGGGAGGAUCCGACAGGCUCGGGGCCCUCGCUGCAGUGCCGUGUGUGCGGGGACAGCAGCAGCGGGAAGCACUACGGCAUCUACGCCUGCAACGGCUGCAGCGGCUUCUUCAAGAGGAGCGUGAGGCGGAGGCUCAUCUACAGGUGCCAGGUGGGGGCUGGGAUGUGCCCAGUGGACAAGGCUCAUCGCAACCAGUGCCAGGCCUGCCGGCUGAAGAAGUGUCUGCAGGCGGGCAUGAACCAGGACGCCGUGCAGAAUGAGCGCCAGCCACGCAGCACGGCCCAGGUCCGCCUGGACAGCAUGGAGGCGGACAGCGAGGCUCGACCGGAGUCUCUGGCCGCACCCCCGGGGCCGGCGGGUCCCAGCCCCCGGGGCCACCCACCCUCUGCCGCCAGAGCCCUGGGCCACCACUUCAUGGCAAGCCUCAUCACGGCCGAGGCGUGUGCCAAGCUGGAGCCGGAGGACGCUGAUGAGAACAUUGACGUCACCAGCAAUGACCCGGAGUUCCCCGCUUCCCCCUGCGGCCUGGACAGCAUCCACGAGACGUCAGCACGCCUGCUGUUCAUGGCCGUUAAGUGGGCCAAGAACCUGCCCGUGUUUUCCAACCUGCCCUUCCGCGAUCAGGUGAUCCUUCUGGAGGAGGCCUGGAGUGAGCUCUUCCUGCUCGGGGCCAUACAGUGGUCCCUGCCGCUGGACAGCUGCCCACUGCUGACCCCGCCCGAGGCCCCUGCCAGCGGCAGCGCUCAGGGCCGGCUCGUGCUGGCCAGCGUGGAGACGCGGUCUAUUAAGACAACAAUCGAUGAAUUCCCCUCCUCGUCGGUGGAGCCAAGGAGCUUCUCUUGCGUGCAUUCCCUGGUGCUCUUCAAACCAGAGGCGCGGGGCCUGAAGGACCCUGAGCACGUGGAGGCGCUGCAGGACCAGGCGCAGGUGAUGCUGGGUCAGCACAGCAAAGCGCACCACCCCAGCCAGCCUGUGAGGUUUGGGAAGCUGCUGCUCCUCCUGCCGUCCCUGCGGUUCCUCACUUCUGAGCGCGUGGAGCUCCUCUUCUUCCGCAAGACCAUAGGCAACACCCCCAUGGAGAAGCUCCUCUGUGACAUGUUCAAGAACUAGCCGGAGGCUCGGGGACGUCCCAGCCACCCUUUCACCGAGCAAGUCCCCUCAGAGGCCCGCACACCCCGCAGAAGCAUCCGCGCAGAUACCGCGAGGAUAUUCCCAUCAGCCCCUGGGCGCACCCUGGGAGAGCGGACACGUGCACCGCUGUAGACUCAGGAUAACACUUGGUACCCGGACACACCUCACAGGCAGAAAAGUCGAAUGCAGGGGGCCAGUGCCCCCAAAUCCCAGAACAAGAGCUGAGAGUGGCGGCCGUGCGCAUCACGGUCCCCUUUAUCUCCCCCACCCCAUGUGGGCGGUGGGCCCACAGAUAUCCUCAUACAGACGCCCAGUGAGCCAUG
Molecule: messenger RNA, 1704 nt
Organism: Oryctolagus cuniculus (rabbit)
Lineage: Eukaryota; Metazoa; Chordata; Mammalia; Lagomorpha; Leporidae
Gene: NR2E3
Product: nuclear receptor subfamily 2 group E member 3
Biological process (GO): regulation of DNA-templated transcription
Molecular function (GO): zinc ion binding; sequence-specific DNA binding; DNA-binding transcription factor activity
Source: RefSeq, a predicted model, not a curated record